AUGGAAUCACAUGAACACAGCCAGUCAUCUUUGUUAAUAGUGGAUAAAAAGCAUCCCUACUUUUACUUCAGACUUCAGUUGACAAUAGAUGAUGAAAAUGUUAAUGAAUUAACACACACACAGUACAAAUACUUAAUUAUGCAAGCUGUUACAGAAACUUUAGGGCAGAUAGGUGCUGCCACAACUGUUGAUCUUAUAAGAGUUAUGGACAGUGGCAUGGCUUUGGUUAGAGUUCCAAGCAGUAAAGCUGAGAAGAUUUGGGCAUCACUGACACUUUACGGGACAACUCCAGCGAAGAGAAGAUGUGCAUUUAGAGUUCUCCAGGCUUCUCCAUUUCUUAUGUGUCUUGCAUUUAACUCAAGAGCUAUGACCGAAGGUGACGCGUUCAUAUCCAUCAGGUUCGUGACCUUUCAUAACCCCAGGGGACUUGGCAGUAAUGGUCACUGUUGUGAUGGGAAGUGGGGCAUGUGUCCCACCGCUUGUGAUCACAGCUUUGAGAUUUGUUUGGAUCAGAUGGACGGUACCGUUGGGAACUAUAAAAAAUGCGCCUACGCAUCGGCGAAUUCUGGGGAAAUCAGCAACGUCAACGCCAUCACUUUUGGUAGCAAAAUUGGACGUCUGGCAAAUCCCAUCGUCUGGCGACUUGGCUUUUGGCCGGGCAGUGUUCUUCUCAAGAUCAACGUGGUGGACGUCGAUGACUCAAAUAACGACGAUCACGUGGCCUAUCUCUAUAGGCAGCUCAGUAUACAACCCUUGGCCAACCCCGAGGAAACAAAUUUCUGGUUGACGAACCGUGUUAGCUUGAACAUUGCGGUACGUGUGUAUUGUGGAAGGAAUUUCUAUGGCCUGAACUGCAGUGUGUACUGUGUUCCUAACGAUGACCGAAACGGGCAUUACACGUGUGAUCAACGCACUGGGGCGAAAAUAUGUAAUCUAGGCUGGGUAGGAAGUAGCUGUAGCAUCAACAAGGACGACUGCGUGGGCGAGGUUUGCCAGAACGGCGGGACGUGCCACGAUCUGCUCAAUGAUUUCACCUGCACCUGUCCCCCGGGGUACCAGGGUCGCUACUGCCAGGCUGACGUCAACGAGUGUCUGGUGUACGGCCGGUGUCGCUAUGGCGACUGCGUCAAUUUACCUGGCACAUUCAAAUGCAGUUGCCAUCUUGGCUACGAGGGACCCAAGUGCGACAUCAACAUAGACGACUGCGCAAACAGCCCUUGUCGAAACGGGGCCACUUGUACCGACGGCAUCGGCAACUAUACUUGCCAGUGUGCCGUGGGCUACAUAGGCCAAGACUGUGCAGACGACUUGAACGAGUGCAGCUUCCACCCCUGUGAAAACAACGCCACCUGCCUCAACUUUGUCGGCUCGUACAAGUGCGACUGCCUGCCCGGCUACAGCGGCAGCGACUGUUCCCAGGACGUCAACGAGUGUCUGAGGGUGCCGUGUCAAAAUGGCGGUCAGUGCAGCAACUUGCUGGGAGGGUAUAAGUGUCAAUGCCCCGGAGGAUUUGAAGGUCUGCACUGUGAAACUGACAUUGACGAAUGUGCCGUGUCCAACACUACUUGCCUAAACGAGGGGACGUGCAACAAUACGGUUGGGGGAUACGUCUGCCAGUGUCUGGAGGGUUACAGUGGUCGUUGGUGCCAGACGGAUGUGGAUGAGUGCCUGGAUCAGCCAUGCAUGAAUGGCGCCACCUGUCUCAACGUUCCUGGAAAUUUUAAUUGCGUUUGUCGCAGGGGAUUCGCAGGAAAAUACUGCAAGGACGAUAUCAACGAAUGCGACAGCGGAGUCUGUCAAAAUGGCGGCAGCUGUCUGAACCUGCCGGGCGGGUACCACUGUACCUGCACGGACUUCUGGGAAGGAUUAAACUGUCAGACAAACGUCAACGAGUGUCUCACCAACCCUUGUAAAAACGGACACUGUCAAGAUGAGAUCGACGGAUACCGCUGUGUCUGUCCUUCUGGUUUUAUCGGGCGUCAUUGCGAGACGGAUGUGAACGAGUGUGAGGUGGAGGGGGAAUAUUGUUUGAAUAACGCAACGUGCGUGAACAGUGUUGGGAGUUAUAGUUGUAUUUGUGAGGAAGGAUGGGGAAAUGAAAGCUGCGGGGAGGACAUUGAUGAAUGUGUUACCUUGAAGUGUAACAACUGGGGGAGGUGUACCAAUACACCGGGUGGCUUCACCUGUGAUUGUAUGAUCAACUGGACAGGGCGGAGAUGUGAAGAAGACGUGGACGAGUGUGUUGGGGAUAAGCAAAUUUGCAGGAACGGAGCGACGUGUGUUAACCUGUACGGGACAUUCAACUGCGUGUGCCCUCCUGGAUGGACUGGGGUUCAGUGCGAUGAGGAUAUAGACGAGUGCCUGAUCAAUCCUGAUAUCUGCUCCUUCCGAGAAGUUUCCAUUCCAUUUUACUUGGACUGUAAUAUAACCGACACAAUGAACUGGACGGUGAGUAAAGGACUUGAAAAACUCUUCAAGGAUUCCAUGUUGUACAAUGGGACAAUCGAAGCAAGCUACAAAUCUCAGAUGGAAACAUCGAAAGAUGGGAAAAUCAUCACUGCCAUUUAUCCGGACAUCCAAGUGAGUGGUGAGGAACUGGAGGAGCAUGAAGUCAGCUACAUCCUGAACAGGUUCAAAUCCAAGCUGGAACAUUACAUGUACUGUCCACUGUUUCUUGACGCGGUGGCUGAGAAAGUCCAUUUUGUCGAACCUCCUCUGAACUACAGUAUAGAGAACUGGUACCCUGCCUUGAUAGCUGCGUGUGGACUAUUGGCUAUUGGCUUGGUUGCCAUGAUCAUUGUUAAAAAUUGCAAAUCCAACCGGGAUGGCAGCGUGAAAUACGAUGCCAACCUGAAGCAACCCAUGUCCUACAGGAACGAACUGUACCUGGAGGACACCAGCGCACAGGGACAACCCAAUGAUGAAACCAGUUCUGGUGAUUUCUUUCACCCAUCUGACCAGUCCACGUCGUUUGUGACGUUUUCUUCAAAGGCUGAAAUGAAGAGAACCGUCUCUUAUGAAGAUGUGCAGGGAAGUCAGUCAGUGGAGAGAGAAUCUAAAAAUACCUCCAUCAGUAGUGUAUCCAUUUAUGACCGACCCAGACACACAACCGAUUUUUCCACCGGAGAUCUAACUUCAGAAAGUGAUACCAAACAGAAGUCCGUAAACUACAGCGUCCAGCAUCUGAUAUAUCAACGGCCGACAGGAAAUACAAAAAUAUUAUCGUUCCCUUUUCAAAGAGAGGAGGACAACAGCAGUGCAAGAAAGUCAAAAGAAGACAUGUACAUGGACAUGGACAAGGGUGACUCGACAACUCAUCAGGAUGUGUUGGGCAAAGUGGGAGUGGGGGCAUUGGGGGAUUGUGAAACGACAAGUCGUCCGGAUGUGUCCAGCAGAGAGGAAGUGGGGACACCCACACGGAAAAAGAUUUUGCCUGACGCGGAAUAUGAAAAGAGAUACAAAUAUUUACCGUACAUUGAUGAUCCGCCGUUUCAUGAGUCUAGGCUGAACGCAGUUUUUACCCAGAAGCUUUGA
This is a messenger RNA of Physella acuta, 3534 nucleotides long. Its product is annotated as protein crumbs. Gene Ontology annotation, cellular component: membrane. The record is from RefSeq and is a predicted model, not a curated record. Gene Ontology annotation, biological process: cell communication; Notch signaling pathway; multicellular organism development. Lineage: Eukaryota; Metazoa; Mollusca; Gastropoda; Physidae. Gene Ontology annotation, molecular function: calcium ion binding.